ACGAGGCGCUGUUGCUGAACACAUGGGUCGAUAUGUGGUGGUUUGAUGAGCAGUUACAGUGGGAUCCCACACAGUAUGGAAACAUUACCACUACACGCAUCCCAAGGAAUCUUCUCUGGUCGCCAGAUAUUAUCCUAUACAACAGUGUUUCUGGGUACAACCUGACGACCCUCUACAAUGGUCUUAGCUGGGUAACUUAUACCGGGGAGGUGUUCGCACCUGUCCCUACCAUCACCAAGAGUUCCUGCAAGAUGGACCUUUCAUAUUUUCCCUUUGAUGAUCAAAUCUGCCAUUUAAAAUUCGGCUCAUGGGCACAGGACAUGUACCUAAUGGACAUUCUUAACAUAACCACCGAGGUUUUGCUUGGGAGCGGGUACGUGGAAAACGGCGAAUGGGACAUCGUGGACACCGUAGCCCGGCGAAACGUUAUCUACUACGAUUGCUGUCCGGAGCCGUGGCCUGAUGUUACUUUUUACCUGCAGUUACGCAGAGGGUCUCUCUACUAUGGGUUCCAUGUUGUCAGCCCAUGCUUGCUGCUGUCGUUUCUGAGUCUGGUGAUAUUUAUUCUGCCAGUUCAGAGCGGAGAGAAAAUGACCUUGGGCAUGUCUGUUCUUGUGGCAUUUGCGGUCUUUGUUCUCCUGAUUGCUGACCAUAUACCAGCGACUUCAGAGUUCCCUCCUUUGAUAAGUAUCUACCUGACGAUCAUUAUGGUGAUGUGCUCAUUUUCCAUAGUUAUGUCAGCGUUUGUGUUAAAACUGCACCAUGACCAUGCAGACAACGGUGUCCCACCUGCAUGGAUAGCGAAAAUAUUUCAAAGAAGAAGUAAAAGAUGGUGUCUCGGAAGUGGAGACAAAUCGCCAAUGAAGAUAGCCCCGUUGACACAACAUGGCCAUGAAUUGGGAGAGAGCGAACAGACAAAACUGCCCUUUCGUAUCAGUGACACUGAAGAGAUCGACUUGGGUCAGGACGUGAAGACCAUACAAUCAAAACCAAAAGGUCGAAAAAUCGCUUUUACUGAUCAGGGCGAGCGUUCUUACAACAAUGCUGAAACAAAAAACACUCACGAAAACAACCCUGCUGUACACUGGCAAGAUGUUGCCUCCGGCUUGGACAGGUUUUUUACUUUACUAAUGGCUAUAAUAACAAUAAUUUGCGCCUUUGGGAUUCUGGUUUUUCUGCCCUUAUUUAAAAGCACUAAUCUCCAAGAUUUUUUAAACGGAGCUACAACAGGCACGUAGUGCAGCAAAAAAGUGUUGUUAUAGGACCAGUUUGAUUUUUAAAGUGUGUUAUAGCCUUGUUAGUGGACUUGGAAAAUAUUGAUAAGUUUAUUUGAAUCUUAUUUGCCUCGUAAAUGAUAAAACAAGGACCGUUUUUUGUGAUAUGAAACUCAUAAAGAAAAACCAGUAUUUUUAUUCCCCAUUUGGCAAGAUAUGCACGUUAAGAUAAGUAGCCUAGAUUUUAGAUUAGGAGAAAGCAUUUUGUCCUAAAAUUUUGCAGGUCAAAUGGUUAAGACAUAAUGACAUAAGUGUUGUAAAUCAAAUUACUUACACUUUCACUAAUUACAGAAAAC
Molecule: messenger RNA, 1570 nt
Organism: Lingula anatina
Lineage: Eukaryota; Metazoa; Brachiopoda; Lingulata; Lingulida; Lingulidae
Product: neuronal acetylcholine receptor subunit alpha-7
Biological process (GO): monoatomic ion transmembrane transport
Cellular component (GO): postsynaptic membrane
Molecular function (GO): transmembrane signaling receptor activity; acetylcholine-gated monoatomic cation-selective channel activity
Source: RefSeq, a predicted model, not a curated record